UGAGCUGGAAGCUUCUUCAACAGCAACAACAACCUUUUUAUCUGAACACAAACUAUUGAUCACAUCUGAUAUUCACUCACAGCAUGUUAUCUUCCAGUGGUGCACUAAAUGAGGAGCUCCAGUGCUCCAUCUGUCUGGAUGUGUUCUCUGAUCCAGUCACCACUCCAUGUGGACACAACUUCUGCAGAACCUGCCUGAUCAAGUGUUGGACAAACACACAUAUCUGCUUCUGUCCAUUCUGCAAUGAAAUAUUCAGCAGAAGACCUGAUCUCAAGAUUAAUACAAAACUCAAAGAGGUUGUGCAGCACUUUAAUGAGAAGCUCAAUCUAGGAAGAUCUGAGGUGUUCUGUGACUUCUGUGAUGAAAGAAAGCAGAAAGCCGUGAAGUCCUGCCUGACGUGUCAAAGCUCUUACUGUGAGACUCACCUGGAGCCUCAUCACAGAGUCCCACGUCUAAAGAAACACAAACUGAUCAACGCUGUGGAAAAUCUGGAGGAUUAUAUAUGCCGGAAACACGAGAGACCUCUGGAUCUGUUCUGCAGAGAUGAUCAGACGUGUGUGUGUCUGUCCUGCACUGAAGGAAAUCAGCUGCUUCAGACACAGACAGACGUGCAGCAGAUGAUCCAGAACAGAAUGAAGAAGAUUCAAGAGAUCCAGCUCUCAGUAGAGGAGAGAAAGGGAAACACAGAUAAAGAGAAAUCAGCCAGUGUUGGGCUCUUCACUGAUCUGAUCCGCUCCAUUGAGAGAUGUCAGUCUGAGCUGCUGAAGAUGAUGGAGGAACAGCAGAAAGCAGCAGAGAAACAGGCUGAAGAUCUCAUUAAAGAGCUGCAGCAGGAAAUCACUGAUCUGAAGAAGAGAAACACUGAGCUGGAGCAGAUCUCACACACUGAUGAUCAUCUGCACCUCCUACAGAUGUUUUCAUCCCUGUGCAGUCAUCCACACACCAAGAACUGGACUGAGAUCAGUACUGAUUCUAAUAUGGACGUGCUCCCUAUGAAAAGAGUUCUGAUUCAGCUGAAGAAAACUCUAGAUAGGAGUCUAAAUGAAAAACUCAGUCAAUCUGGGUUGAAGUGUGUACAGAAGUUUGCAGUGGAUGUGACUCUGGAUCCUGAUACAGUGAAUCCAUAUCUCAUCCUGUCUGAUGAUGGAAAACAAGUCAGUCAUGGAGAUAUUGAGCAGGACGUCCCAGAAAACCCAAAGAGAUUUGAUGUCUUUUCUUGUGUUUUGGCAAAGCAGGGAUUUAGUUCAGGCAGAUUUUACUAUGAGGUGCAGGUGAAGGGAAAGACUAGGUGGGAUUUAGGAGUGGCCAGAGAAUCUAUAAACAGGAAGGGAGAGAUCACACUGACUCCUGAAGAUGGAUACUGGACUCUGAUUCUGAGGAAUGAGAAUCAGUAUAAAGCUUGUGAUAAUCCGUCGCUCUCUUUAUCUCUGAAAGUGAAACCAGAGCAGGUGGGAGUGUUUGUGGAUUAUGAGGAGGGUCUGGUUUCUUUUUAUGAUGUAGAGUCCAGCUUUCAUAUCUACUCUUUCACUGGUCAGACAUUCACUGACAAACUCUAUCCAUAUUUUAGCCCAGGCCAUAAUGAUAAAGGAAAAAACUCAAACCCACUCACUAUCUUACCUGUUAACAAAUACAUUCUGUGCCCUGAAAUAUGCCCUGAAUUGCCCUGAAUAUACUGUUUUCUGAAGGGAGGUGUCAGGGUUAUGGACCUGUUGUCUGUGUGUGUUUCCCUCCAUGUGCCUGCCCUGACCCAGUUUCCCGUGUGUUUGAUUGUCCAUUUGGUUCAGGUGUGUCUAGUUAAUUAAGGUUGUUACCCCAUGUAUUUAAGUCCUAGUCUGUGCAAGCUGUUUCUGGUGGGUCUACUAAGUUGUGUUCCUGUGUCAUUCCUCAUUCCUGAGUUGGAUUUACCCCUGUGUCUUGGAUUUAAUAAAGACUAUUUUGUGUAUUCUACGGCUCCGUGUUCCUUCUGGCAGUGAUCAUGACAGGAGGAAAACGCCUAAUGUUUAAUUAAACACAUUGUGUUAAUAUUCUGGGCUUAUGUGCAUGUUUUUUUAGCAUCACUGUUGUAAUGGAGAUGUGGAUCCAAAUGCAGGCUUUAAUAGAGAACAUAGUCAGGCAGGCAGGGUCCAGCACCAGCAAACAGCAACAUCCAAGGUAAUUCAAAAGGGUAAUCCAAAAACAGGAAAAGGUCUGGAUAGGCAGCAAACAAU
Cyprinus carpio (common carp) is the source of this 2207-nucleotide messenger RNA. RefSeq names its product E3 ubiquitin-protein ligase TRIM39-like. Gene Ontology annotation, biological process: protein ubiquitination. The coding region runs from base 84 to 1667 and encodes 527 amino acids. The record is from RefSeq and is a predicted model, not a curated record. The transcript is spliced from 7 exons. Gene Ontology annotation, molecular function: zinc ion binding; protein binding; ubiquitin-protein transferase activity. NCBI's taxonomy places the organism in Eukaryota, Metazoa, Chordata, Actinopteri, Cypriniformes, Cyprinidae.